This is a messenger RNA of Oncorhynchus kisutch (coho salmon), 2023 nucleotides long. Its product is annotated as fructose-bisphosphate aldolase B-like. Bases 349 to 1446 code for a protein of 365 amino acids. Lineage: Eukaryota; Metazoa; Chordata; Actinopteri; Salmoniformes; Salmonidae. Gene Ontology annotation, biological process: glycolytic process. The transcript is spliced from 9 exons. Gene Ontology annotation, molecular function: fructose-bisphosphate aldolase activity. The record is from RefSeq and is a predicted model, not a curated record.
CAACGAGUCAUAAUUGUUGCUUGGAAGUAGAAGACCCAUUUUCUAUUCAUUUUCUGCAGCUGUCGGUGUUGACUUUGUCAUAUUUUUAAGUAAGUUUUCCUUUCAGCUUCAAGCUUAGCCUAAACGUACUAAAACGUUGGGAAAGGUUGCCGGUGGACAGCAGCGCUGAAAGUAGAUGCUCUGAUGUAGCAAUGGAAUUGUAGUAGGUUACAAUGUUUCAGUCCGAUUGCAAGAAAGUCUUUGGAAGUUCGCAUUUUUUUUAGGCUCGAUGAAGUAUGCGAACCUCUGCAACCCAUGCGUCAGAUACCUCUUCUGUCUAGUCAAAACAGUGUAGGCUAACUCUUUGUAAUGCAAGUGAUGACUACCCAGUUCCCAUCCCUCUCUCCGGUGCAGAAGAAGGAACUCUCUGACAUAGCCCAGAGGAUCGUGGCUCCAGGGAAGGGCAUUCUGGCAGCAGAUGAGUCCACAGGCACCAUGAGUAACCGCCUGCAGAAGAUUAACGUAGAGAACACUGAGGAGAACCGUCGGACUUUCCGCGACCUCCUGUUCUCUGCAGUUGACCCCAACUGCAUUGGUGGAAUCAUCUUUUUUCACGAGACACUGUAUCAGAAGUCUGACAAGGGUGUCCUCUUCCCCCAGGUCAUCAAGGACAAGGGCAUUGUGGUCGGCAUCAAGGUGGACAAUGGCACAGCUGGUCUGAAUGGAACAGAUGGAGAGAUGACCACACAGGGUCUUGAUGGACUUUCGGGGCGUUGUGCUCAGUACAAGAAGGACGGUUGUGACUUCGCCAAGUGGAGGUGUGUGCUCAAGAUUUCAGACGCCUGCCCCUCAGCCCUCGCUAUCGCAGAGAACGCUAACGUACUUGCCAGAUACGCCAGUAUCUGCCAACAGAAUGGCCUGGUGCCCAUUGUGGAGCCAGAGAUUCUGCCUGAUGGAGACCAUGACCUGCUGUGCACUCAGUACGUCACUGAGAAGGUUCUGGCUGCCACGUACAAGGCCCUGAACGAUCACCAUGUCUACUUGGAGGGCACCCUGCUGAAGCCUAACAUGGUCACCGCCGGACACUCCUGCCCCAAGAAGUUCACCCCCCAGGAGGUCGGCAUGGCUACCGUCACUGCCCUGAGGCGCACUGUCCCUGCCGCCGUGCCUGGCAUCACCUUCCUGUCUGGAGGCCAGAGCGAGGAAGAGGCCACUCAGAACCUGAACGCCAUGAACCAGACGGCCCUGCACCGGCCCUGGAAACUCUCCUUCUCCUACGGCCGUGCACUCCAGGCCUCCGCCCUCGCCGCCUGGAAAGGCAAGGCCGCCAACAAGAAAGCGGCACAGGAUGCCUUCACCUCCAGAGCCAAGAGCAAUGGCCUUGCCUCCAAGGGAGAGUACACAGUGGUGAGCAGCGCUGACCAGGCCUCCAUGCAGUCCCUGCACACAGCUAACUACGUCUACUAACUAGACCACAUGUCAGACAAGGACCAAAGAAUGCAGAAAAUGUCACCUGUACACGUCCCGUCCCUUCUCAUUCCUGCAAUGACAACAUUCCCCUAUGACCAAUCCAGUUGUACAAGUUAUUAUUUUACUACUAAUAAACAGAUUGAGUAAAUUAAAUAAAUGUGAAAUGUUUAAACUUGGGCCUCCAGAGUGGCGAUGCUAGAGGCGUCACUACAGACCCUGGUUUGAGUCCAGGCUGUAUCACAAUCGGCUGUGAUUGGGAGUCUCAUAGUUCGACGCACAAUUGGUCCAGCGUUGUUUGGGUUUGGCUGGGGUAGGCCGUCAUUGUAAAUAAGAUUUUGUUCUUAACUGACUUGCCUACUUAAAUAACGUUUUUUUUAAACUAGCUGUUGUAAAUGUGUCAAAUGCUGUGUGUGGGGGGGAAUACAUUUAGGGGUUUGUCUGUAAAUGAAUUAAAUGGCCAAAGCAUUUAACAAUAAUGCCAUUUGCUGAAAAUGUGACAUUAACAAUGUAUAGAACCUACAUGUUGAACUGUAAUGGCUACAAUUGUUGGCUGGAUUAAAAAGGGUGACUUUCA